Molecule: messenger RNA, 888 nt
Organism: Maudiozyma barnettii
Lineage: Eukaryota; Fungi; Ascomycota; Saccharomycetes; Saccharomycetales; Saccharomycetaceae
Exons: 1
Coding region: 1-888 (295 amino acids)
Source: RefSeq, a predicted model, not a curated record
AUGACCAUUGAAGAGAUAAUAGAUUCAUUUAAAAUAAUUGUUAACCAAAUCGCCGAGGAAUGGGAUACUAUAAUGAAACUCCCAACCUUUCUAGAUUGCGAUAUAAUUGAAAGAUUAGAAGAAAAAUUAGAUGUUGUUCAAAGGCAAAAUUAUUCUAUUAUUAUUGAUUUAAAUAAUAUUAAAAGAGAAUUACAAUUAGACAAAAGAGAAGAAAAUAUUAUAUUUUGUAGUCAAGAUAAUAAUGACAAAAAUGAAACAACCAAAAUAAUUUCAAGUUCUGGGCUUUUUUUAGAAAGUUCUCCAAUAUCACCAAACUCAAUUGCAGCAGUUAGUCAAUAUCUUCAAAUUGAUGAAGAUGAAGUAGAGAAUGUCAUGUCUCAAGUUCCUUCAAGUCACGACAUUCCGCAACCUGAAUGUUUUGAAGGAAAACAUGAAGAAAACAUAUACCACAUUCGGAGUGAGCCUCCAUGUGAAGAAGGAAUUUUACAGGACACAAUACCAAUUUCGGAAAAUAAUAAGAUAGACCAAGCCUGUGGGUCUAUAUCGGUAAAACGAUUUGAUCUAAAUAUGAUUGAAGCUCCAAAGACAAUAAAGCAACUGUAUGAUGAUUUUGACAAAAAUUUAAGAUUUCAAAUUAAAGAUUUUGAAAAUCAAUUUGGAAAGGGUCAAUUGAGUAAAUUGAACAAAAUAAGAACUUAUCAAAGGAGGAGAGCACUGAUUAAUGAGAUCGAAAAAUUUAGUACUAUGUUUUCUAUUGAUAUUAGGAUAGCUAUUGAAAUAUUUGAAAAAUACAGAACCGUAAGAGGUCGGACAGUUCCCUUCUUAUACAAUAAUUUAACAUCGGUAGUUAUGGAAAUUAAAACUGAAUAUGAAUCAAGUUAUUAUUAA